Messenger RNA from Camellia sinensis, 411 nucleotides. The record is from RefSeq and is a predicted model, not a curated record. Lineage: Eukaryota; Viridiplantae; Streptophyta; Magnoliopsida; Ericales; Theaceae.
AUGAAACCGCCAUCCUUCAAAGAAGGAAUAGAACCAAUGAAAGCUGAGGCGUGGGUGUUGGGAAUAGAGAAGUUAUUCGAAGUCUUUCCCUGCACGGAAGCUCAAAAGGUGCAACUGGCUGCCUUCACUCUUGAGGAUGAGGCACGUAGAUGGUGGAUGCUUACGAGAACUAUACACCAAGGAUUGACGUGGGACAAAUUCUUGGAAUUGUUUUAUGAUAAGUACUUCCCUCAAAGCAUGCGGGAUAAGAAGGUAACAGAAUUCAAAACUCUCAGACAAGGGAACAAAACCGUCACCGAAUACGAAGCCCAAUUUGCAGAAUUAGCUCGGUUUGCACCUCAUAUGGUGGACACAGAUUAUAAGAAGGCGCGUAAAUUUGAAUGGGGGAUUGCAGAGCGCUAUCCUGGAUAA